Messenger RNA from Terrapene triunguis (Three-toed box turtle), 1354 nucleotides. RefSeq names its product CD68 molecule (gene CD68). Lineage: Eukaryota; Metazoa; Chordata; Testudines; Emydidae. Gene Ontology annotation, cellular component: membrane. The record is from RefSeq and is a predicted model, not a curated record. The transcript is spliced from 6 exons. Bases 205 to 1281 code for a protein of 358 amino acids.
CCGCCCCAGAAGUGGGCGCAUCUCAGCCUCGAGGACUCGUUAUCUGUGCGUGUUGUUGGAGCUGGGAGGCGGGUGCGCGACCUUGGAAAGGGAACUGGUUUCGUUUCCUCCAGUUUAUCAGUGAAGCGCAGGACAGGACAAGAGGGAGGCACGGAGCGAGGGACGGACCCGGGGACGGACGGACAAUCCAGCAGCCUCUCCAGCAUGGGGACCCUGGGGACCCUGUCCCUGCUGCUCUGCCUGGCAGUUUGCAUCUCCGCCCUGCCUGGCGAGGGGGCCCAGGAACUCACCACGCCCGGCUCCGGGAUCGAGGCCCCGUGUGACAGCGACGGCUGCCCCCGCCAUAAGAAAUCGGCCACCCUCGUGCCAUCUUUCACCAAAACAACCGCCACCACCACCACGACCCACCGCACGAAGCCCCCCACCACGACCCACCCGGCCAAUCACACCACGACCCACCACACGACGCCCCCCACCACGGCCCACCUGACCAACCACACCACGGCCCACCCGGCCAAUCACACCACGUCCCACCCGACCAAUCACACCACGUCCCACCCAGCCAACCACACCACAUCCCACCCGGCCAAUCACACCACAUCCCACCCGACCAACCACACCACCGUGCACACGACCCCCCACCUCACCACGGCAGGCCCACCGGGGCCCCCGGAUGUGGGGGUCGGGAACUACUCGGUGCGGAAUGGAUCGGACGUCUGCCUCCGGGUGCAGUCGGGCCUCCAGCUCUGGGUCCGAUAUGAGAACGGCUCCAAAGCGCAGCUCUGGGGAGCUUUUGCCGUCCAGCCGAACCACACCAAGGUGUCGGGAAAAUGCUCCGACGAGUCAGCCACCAUGGAGCUCACCUUCGCUCAGGGCUUCCUGCACUUCACCUUCGUAAAGAAUAAAACCCAGAACUCCGUCUACCUGCACGAGGUCCGAGCCAACCUGAGCAUCCAGUUCCCUGGGGCCACACAGAGGCAGUUCACGGUGCAGAACGCCAGCCUGCGAGAGUUCGAAGCCCGGCUGGGGCACUCGUACCAGUGCCAGAACCGCAGCCUGGCGCUGGGCCCGGCCUUCCAUCUUGACGCCCUGCACGAGCGGAUCCAGGCCUUCGCCCUGCCCGGGGGCGGCUUCGGGGAAGCCGAGCUGUGCCCAGAGGAGCGGCACAGCGCGCUAGUGCCCAUCAUCAUCGGGGUGGUUCUGCUGGUCCUGAUCCUGAUCAUCGUCAUCGCCUACUUGGUGGGCCGGCGCAGGGCCCGGGGCGGCUACCAGACCCUCUGAGGGGCCGGGACACUGGGGGGAAGGAGGGGAGAAUGGGGCCUGUCCCCUCUAGGGGGCACCGGCUCCCACCCGG